AUCUGCGAAUGGCAACAAGUCGCCAGAUCGAUGUACCCAGAAUGGAACGACUGGUCACCACUUCGCCAAAACGAAGCAGGAAGAGAAUUGCAGAAAAAAUGGAAAACAUCAAAGACAACUUCACAAAAGCCUUGAAGACCAAAAGGCCAAAGGGACAGCAGUGGAAUGUCAAAAAACGUCGAAAAUAUAUCUAUUUCGAUCUACUGGCCUUUCUUCUAACAACCGACGUCAAAAAGGAAAAUAAUGAAGAACCCGAAGAACCAGACGACAUCCCCUGCGACGCCCUCAUGGAAAUGCCAGUAGAAACCCAAUUAGACGAAAACGUUCAAUUUUUAGACCCCCAGAUGCCAAUAAUUCAUCGAGAAGCCGAUGAAAUCUCAUACAACCAAAACCACAACCUAAAUCGAAGGCGAAAACGUAGGGUCCCUUAUAGGCCCUUGGAGGAACGCCUUAUAAAACUUUUGGACAAGAAACAGGAGGACACUGUUAAGAGUUCUGAGGACCUUUUGGACGAGGAUAAAGCGUUCUUUGUUUCGCUUUUACCAAGUGUUAAGAGGUUGAGCGAUGAACAGAGGAUGGAUUUCAGAUUGGACGUGCUAAAUUGUCUAAAACGUCUCCAUUAUCAAAAACCUCACGAAAUGCAUAGUAUUAAAGAAAGUGGUUCCAGUAGCAGAAAAAGGGGUUCCCAUUCCAACAGGAAUCAGGAACCUUCAAGUUCCAACAAUCAUGCCAAAACUGGCGAAGAUUAUUCGUGA
Molecule: messenger RNA, 755 nt
Organism: Ctenocephalides felis (cat flea)
Lineage: Eukaryota; Metazoa; Arthropoda; Insecta; Siphonaptera; Pulicidae
Exons: 4
Coding region: 9-755 (248 amino acids)
Molecular function (GO): DNA binding
Source: RefSeq, a predicted model, not a curated record